Scaptodrosophila lebanonensis is the source of this 2047-nucleotide messenger RNA. Its product is annotated as probable ATP-dependent RNA helicase DDX55 homolog. The record is from RefSeq and is a predicted model, not a curated record. Gene Ontology annotation, molecular function: ATP binding; RNA helicase activity; nucleic acid binding. Gene Ontology annotation, cellular component: nucleolus. Bases 112 to 1935 code for a protein of 607 amino acids. The transcript has 2 exons. Lineage: Eukaryota; Metazoa; Arthropoda; Insecta; Diptera; Drosophilidae.
UUUAAACGAAGUGGCAACCUCCACGUACUUUAUCUUUAGUGAGAAGAAUCGCUCAUCUCUAUCUGAUAGGCGACAGAAACAACACAAGUGCACGUGUAUUUGUUUACAAAAAUGUCUCGUAAAAAAUGGAGUUCCUUGGACAAACCACCAUUGUCGCAGCCGAUACUCGAUACCAUUCAAGAUUUCGGCUUCGAGCUGAUGACACCCGUGCAGACGGCGACCAUUCCAAUGCUGCUCUCCCGCAAGGACGUCUCCGCUGAGGCUGUGACUGGAUCAGGAAAAACGCUAGCGUUUCUUGUGCCACUUUUGGAGAUUCUACAACGCCGUCACACAGAAACACCCUGGUCUGGUAAAGAAAUCGGCGCAGUAGUCAUCUCACCAACUCGAGAGCUAGCGCGACAAAUAUCUGACGUGCUCGCACAGUUUCUGAUUCACCCGGAUCUGCGGCAUUUUCGGCAGCAGCUUAUUGUUGGCGGCAACAGUAUUGAAGAUGACAUAGCGAGGCUCAAACAAGAUGCACCUUGCAUUCUCAUCUGCACACCGGGUCGAUUGGAGGAUUUAUUUCAACGGAAAGGCGAUUUGAACUUGGCGGCACACGUUAAGAGCUUAGAGUUUUUGGUGUUGGACGAAGCAGAUCGAUUGCUAGACUUGGGGUUCAAGGCAACUGUUAACAACAUAUUAGGCUACUUUCCACGCCAGCGUCGGACAGGCCUCUUCUCUGCGACUCAGACCACCGAGGUGACGGAUCUGAUACGGGCAGGUCUGCGCAAUCCUGUUCUAGUCUCCGUUAAGGAGAAGGCCACCGUAAGCACACCAGCGCGUCUUCAGAACUUCUACAAAAUCGUCGAACCCGAUCAGAAGUUCUUGGCUUUGCUACAAUUCUUACGGUCCGCCAGUGCACGCGCCGGAAAAGUCAUGGUCUUUUUCCCAACCUGCGCCUGCGUCGAGUACUGGGCGGAGACACUGCCGCCGCUUUUGCCAGACCGUUGUGUUCUCGGCAUACACGGGAAAAUGAAAAACAAGCGCGCGAAUGUUGUUGAGCGUUUCCGCAAUGAGUCCCAGGCCGUCCUGCUUUGUACGGAUGUGCUAGCGCGUGGUUUGGACGUGCCUGAAAUCGACUGGGUAGUGCAGUGGGAUCCGCCCUCCAAUGCAUCCAGCUUCGUACAUCGAGUCGGUCGCACUGCACGCCAAGGCAACGAGGGCAAUGCACUUGUAUUUCUGUUGCCCAGCGAGGAUGCGUACGUAACUUUCUUAAAACUUAAUCAAAAGGUAGAGUUGAGUGAGCUGUCGGACAUGAGUGGCGUUCAGUCCGAUGCUGAACUGCAGAACGUAGUGGACAAGCUGCAUCGACAGCAGGCUGCGGACAAGGGUGUCUAUGACAAGGCCAUGCGGGCCUUUGUUUCCCAUGUUCGAGCCUACACUAAGCACGAGUGCAGCGCAAUUCUACGCUUGAAAGAUAUAGAUCUGGGCAAAAUGGCUACCAGCUAUGGGCUGCUACAGCUGCCACGCAUGCCUGAGCUGAAAAACUAUAAUUCCGAUGGAUUUAUUGAACCUAGUUUUAAGGUGGACUUAGCGAAGCUAAAGUACAAGAACGCACAAAAGGAGCAAGUGCGUCUGGAAAAACAGAAAACGUACGAGCAGACGGGAAGCUGGCCUGGCCAAAAGCAAUUCAAAAAACGUACCGAGUCUUGGGAUCAGACGAAAAAGGCUAAACUGGAUUCCAAAUCAAAAAAGGAGUUGCGUAAAGCGAAAAAGCAGCGAAAGCGUGAGGCUUCGGACAGCAACACUCUGGGCAAGCGGAAGCAAAAAUUCACUCAGGCUGAUCUCGAUGAGUUGGCCAGUGACAUACGGCUAUUUAAGAGACUGAAAAAGAAUAAGAUUAGCGAAGAGGACUUCGACAAGGCAAUGGGCAUUGAAGACAAUGGCAAUGAUUGAUUAAUCAUGAAAAUGGACCACUACAAAAUUGUUUUUAAUGUAUAGAUUGCGAAAAUGUAUGUUAGUCCAAAACUUUACAAAUAAAAAGAAAAGUUUCUUUUUUAAUUUAAAA